Messenger RNA from Salmo salar (Atlantic salmon), 2805 nucleotides. Lineage: Eukaryota; Metazoa; Chordata; Actinopteri; Salmoniformes; Salmonidae. The record is from RefSeq and is a predicted model, not a curated record.
UUCCGGUGUGUUCUUCUGUUUAUGUAAAAGAGAAAGAAGGCAUCGGCAUCAGGGUAAGUUAACUACCAUCUUCACCUUGGGAGGAGAAGACAAUUCAUAGACACAGAUCAUUUAUACUGUACAAAGUUCAAGGACAAGACCUCAUCUCAAAUACUUUCCUGCUUAUUGUUGUUCAGUUGCGAGUGUGCAGCCAAUACAAUGGGUAUAGAACGUGGGUUCAUCGGGAUGGUCGACCCUCAGGAUGCCGACCGCGUCACAGUGGACAAGGUGACCGCGGACACGCUGCGGAGCAGUCUGACCACGGUGUUCCUCCCCAUCGUCUACAUAGUGGUGUUUGCUGUGGGGCUGCCCACCAACGCCAUGGCCAUCUGGGUCUUCCUGUUCAGGACCAAGAAGAAGCACCCUGCCGCCAUCUACAUGGCCAACUUGGCUCUGUCUGACCUGCUCUUUGUCAUCUGGACACCUCUGAAGAUCGCCUACCACUUCAACGGUAACGACUGGAUCUAUGGAGAGAGGCUGUGUAAAGUCCUGGUGGGCUUCUUCUAUGGGAACAUGUACUGCUCCAUCCUCUUCAUCACCUGUAUCAGUGUCCAGCGCUACUGGGCCAUCGUUUACCCCCUCUCCCAGGAUUGUAGGAACAACCAUGUAGCCAUCGGUGUCUCGGUCGCAGUCUGGGUGGGGGUCUGGCUGCUGACCACCCCUCUCUACCUCUACGACCAGACAGUCAAGGUGACCAACCUCAACAUCAUCACCUGCCAUGACGUCACCCGGCCCAGCCAGAAUAGCAUGGCCGCCGGCUUCUUCCUGACCAUGGGAACCCUGGGAUUUGUAGUUCCCACCGUGUUGUGCGUGGUGGUUAACGUUCUGAUGCUCAAGUCCCUGAGGAACUCAAUGACGAACGCCAGCAUCACCAAGAAUCGGCGCAAGGCUGUGGUGCUCAUCAUUACUGUGCUGAUCAUCUUCCUGGUCUGUUUCACCCCCAGUAACAUCAUGAUGCUGGUGACCUACUCUCUCCUGCUGGCUCAAGUAGUACACAAUGACUACGGCUUCUACAUCACCACCCUGUGUCUGGCCAGCCUCAACAGCUGUGUGGAUCCAUUCAUCUACUACUUCAUCUCAGAGGAGUUCAGGGAGCAAGUAAAGAACACGCUGAGAUGCCGCAGCCAGAGGGGGGGUUCUCAUGUGGCUGGCAUCGUCUUCCUGGUCCCCUCGCUGGUCAACAUCUUGGCCUACAUCCUCCUCCUCAAGGCCCUGGGGCACUCCAUGACGGACGGGAACCCCGGGAAGAACCGUCAGAAAGCCAUUCUGCUGAUCGUGACGGUGCUGGUCACCUUCCUGGUGUGUUUUGUCUCCAGUACCACCAUGCUAGUCAUCCACUACACCCUCCUCAAGGACGGGGUGAUCAACAACGGCUAUGGCUUCUACAUCACCACCCUGUGUCUGGCCAGCCUCAACAGCUGUCUGGAUCCCUUCAUCUACUACUUUGUGUCUGAGGACUUCAGGGACCAUGUGAAGAACACACUGCUGUGUAGAAGCAGCAGGACGGUGGAGAGGAUGAGGGUCUCCUUCAGCUCCAUGAAGUACUCCAGGAAGAGCAAGGCCUGUGUGUCUGAGUCAGAGAACACACAGAGCAGUACCUGCUAAUAGCGCAUGGGAGCCAUUCAGACGACUAGGUAAAGACACUGGGAGAGGCUCAUUGAUAAUACAAUAUUUCUCUGUAUGUAUGUGGACUGAUGCACUGAAUGUACCUUAUGAAAUAAAGAUACUAGAGGGAUCUGUCCUAUAACAGUUGGGAUAUAGACAGCAUUUACAAGAAAUGGAACACGGUGGUGUGUGAGUGUUGUGUCCUCUAUGAGACAGAGACACACAACCUGACCUCUCACAGGACCAGGGCACAAGGAUAUGGAAUUCUGAAGAAAAUAUGUAUUCACAUCACACUAAACAACCCACACAAGAGGAACUAUAUUUCUCAUCUGUGUAACAAAGUGUCAAGGGGAGUUUUAGUAUGUUUUAAAUUAGGCCUGGACACUGCUGAGCUCCAGACUAGUGAAAAUGGAUGACCAUAUCCUGGACUUCUUUUGUGAUUUUCAUAGACAUCUCUCUCAUGGAUGAAAUGAAAGCAGAACGUAUUUAUCACAGUUCUUGGCAGGCUGUUAAAGGGCUAAUGCGUAAAGAUUUAGUUAGAAAUUCUAAAUUUGAAGAGGUGCAUUUUGGACAUGAUGUUACCUAGCACAUGGUCAACAUGUUUUAUGAAAUCUCAAAAUAUAGACUUACAUUGUGCCAGUGUAAAUUAACUCAAAUGUCAUGCCUUUAGGUGAAAAGUUCUGAGUAUUAUGAUUUAAUUUUUUUUACCUUUAUUUAUCUAAGCAAGUCAGUUAAGAACAAAUUCUUAUUUUCAAUGACGGCCUAGGAACAGUGGGUUAACUGCCUUGUUCAGGGGCAGAACAACAGAUUUUUACCUUGUCAGCUCAGGGAUUUGAUCUUGCAACAUUUCGGUUAUGAGUCCAACACUCUAACCACUAGGCUACCUGCCACCCCAGUAAUGAUGAGUGACAUAUUUUAGAGGGGCGGUAUUGGAGUAAACUGGCUUUAAGUCUAUGGUCUACAUAUCUUCACUGGUAUAUGCCUUUUUAUAAUUACCUCUGUGAGAUUAUAUAGGGCAGUAGGCUGUACACAUUAACACUGCUCAGUUUUUACUAUAUUGUCGUUAUGUUUUAAGCUCACGUGAAUUUUUGAAGCCAUGAAAAGUUUUUUGUUUUAAGUUUGUUCAUUUCUUAAAUAAAUGUAUGUAAUAUGAUAAGCUAA